Trichoderma breve is the source of this 1428-nucleotide messenger RNA. RefSeq names its product velvet factor domain-containing protein. NCBI's taxonomy places the organism in Eukaryota, Fungi, Ascomycota, Sordariomycetes, Hypocreales, Hypocreaceae. The record is from RefSeq and is a predicted model, not a curated record. Bases 1 to 1428 code for a protein of 475 amino acids. The transcript has 7 exons.
AUGAACUCGGCCUAUGGCUCUUCGGAUGCGCCCCGGCAGGCGCCUAUCGGAGGCCAUGGCUCUGUGCCGUCUCUCCCUCCAGUUGUAAGUCCCAGCUCGGCGUCAAACUCCGCGUCUCUGGACCAUCUGUACCAUCACCAGCCGCGCCAUCCACUUCCUACUGGUGCUGGUGCUGGACCCCAUUCUCCAAUCCAGAGUCAAGCUCCUCCACACCUGCAACCUCACUUUCAACCUCACCAGGGUCAGGGCCAGGUCCAGGGCCAUCACCACCAGGAACGAGACCACCAGCUGCCGCCACCCAUCAACGCCUACAACACACACCCCCAGCAACACCAGCAUGAGCCUUUGCCACCGCGGGUGCUGGACCCUGCGUCCAACGAGCAGAGAGAUCAGCAGCAGCCUCCUCCUCCUCCUCCUUCUCUUCCUCCUCAGCAUGUCCUCGAACGCCAAUCCGGGUCUCGCGAAUCGUUCAGUGCCUUGAUCCACGCCGAGGGACAGCAGGUUGGGUCGGCAAGUAUGCUCGUUCCAUUCUCAAAGAGCGACGAGCUUACGGGUCGCAAGUACCACCUUGAUGUAGUCCAGCAGCCUCGACGAGCCCGCAUGUGCGGCUUCGGUGACAAGGAUCGACGGCCAAUUACACCACCGCCCUGCGUACGGCUUGUCAUCACCGAUCUCGCUACCGGAAAGGAGAUAGACUGCAAUGAUAUUGACCAUUCCAUGUUUGUACUUAACGUUGAUCUGUGGAACGAAGAGGGCACACGCGAGGUCAACCUCGUUCGAUCUUCCACAAGCAGUCAAUCAGCAACCGCAGUAUCUCUGCCACACACUGCAAACUACCCCCCAGAAUACCAGACUCAGCCUCCUCAGCCUCCCCAGUCUACUUACAUCACCCAAGGCUCUGCAGCGUAUCAACCUACCACAUACGGGCCCCCGACACAGUAUUUUCCACGGCAUCAGACGUAUGGCUCGGAUGCGGGGCUCCCUGGAGCGGCUUUUGGAGGAUAUAUGGAUCCAAACUCCCUGACGAAAAUGGCCGUGGUCGGUGGCCAGCCUCAGGGUAUGUUCACACGGAAUCUCAUAGGCAGCUUGGCCGCAAGCGCCUUUCGCCUAACUGAUACAACGGACCAUCUCGGUAUCUGGUUUGUCCUGCAAGAUCUGAGUGUGCGAACAGAAGGACCAUUUCGCUUACGAUUCUCUUUUGUCAACGUCGGCGCUCCCGGAGGGGCUGGAAAGGUCAAUACAGGAAGGGCUCCGAUAUUGGCGUCUUGUUUUAGCGAGGUGUUUAAUGUUUAUUCCGCCAAGAAAUUCCCCGGAGUCUGCGAAAGCACGCCUUUGAGCAAGACGUUUGCCGCUCAGGGCAUCAAGAUUCCCAUUCGCAAGGAUGCCAAUGGCAAGGGUGGAGAUGGGGAGGAUGAUUAUGUCGACUAA